CCUCGCCCGCCUCGCCUGGCCAGUAGCAGUGCGCGCCCCGACCCGUCAACCUCGUGCCUCCGUGCCUCCGUGCCCUCGUGUGUUUGUGUGCCCCACAGCUCCACAACAACAACGACAGCAGCACCAUGUCGCCCCUGAGUGUUCUGGCUGUGUGCCUCGUCGCCCUCGCGGCCCUCCACCCCGCAACGGCCCUGCGAUGCUGGUCGUGCGACUCCCAGAACGACUACUCGUGCGACGACCCCUUCCGGACAACGAACCGCUUCGCCCUCAUCGAGUGCGACAACAGGGCGGGCAACUCUCCCCAGUACUACCACGGCUACCCCGUCUGCAGGAAGGUCAAGCAGCGCAUUGACGGCCGCCCCCUGGUCGUCCGCUCCUGCGGCUGGGUAGACCCCAACGACGGCGGCCGCUCCGCGUGCAACUCGCUCUCGCAGCCCGGCUACAUCCACCAGGAGUACUGCUCCAUCUGCAACUCCGACGCCUGCAACUCGGCGCCCCGCCCCGCCGUGCCCCUCGUCGCCACCCUGGCCGCGCCCCUGGCCGCGCUCGCCUUCUGGAUGCGCCGUUAAGAACUCACCUUCCACCGCAGGGCCGAGGCCGCCGGGCCGCCAGGGAAUUCAAGCCUGCCCAGCCCCAGGACUCGAACGGGGAGGAGCGGCGGGGCGCGGCUGCAGGGCACGGCGUCGUCCCAUCCGCAGCGCGACGUCACCAAAGCGAGAUUUGGCGCCCAGGACUCAAGUGCCAUGCUGCCAUGCUGCCGCACCCCGCCACGCCGCGGCCUUGAGCGCUGGAGCGUGGCCGCGGGGCGCUGGGCGGGCAGCGCGGGCGGCGCGGGCGGACUCUGACUCUACGAGACCAAGACGCGGCUAGACGGCCUGCAGUGCCCUCCGCCCGCCGCGUACGCCCACGCCGCAUCCCGCGGCCCGCGGCCCCACCCCGGUCCGCCUCGGCCCGCCUCGACUUGCUCGACUCGCGCCGCGACGCCGCGACCCACGGACGACGGCGUCCUCAACGACGCCGGUCGGCACGCCGAGGCACGCCGAGGGCCGGCUAUUUGGAAAGGAGGGCAAAUGGCAGCAAUUAAGCGAGCCUCGCCGUGCCCCGCCGUGCCCCGCCGUGCCGCGGGCCAUGAUAAUACUCGCGCCUUCGCUCAUUGGGCAGCGGCAGAGCCACCAGAAGCAGAAGCACCUCGAGGCGAGUCGACUCAACUUGAGCUGAAACUCGACGCAAAUAGGGGAAACUUCGGCUGACUUUCAGCUUAAGUCCACGGAACUUCCCCGAUGUGGUUUCUUGGUCCUCCGCCCUCCGACUGACGCUCGCAUGUUGGAGUCUUACCUUCCUUAUUUCGGCCUCAAACCUCAAAUCUUUUUCUUCCAUUCCCCUUGCAGUCAGCAACCUAGCCAAACUCCUGUGGCACUACCACCCCCACACCGUCCCGGUGCCACGGGUAUGUCCUCUCUGGCGAAGAACUACAGCGGCCACUGACGACGAACCAAGUCAUUUCCCCUCGAAAGAUGACGCUCCAUUGUUUUCUCGUUGUAUGACUGUAAUAUUAAUUGUUUUGUAUUUUUUUGUAUAUUAUGCACUGACUUGUCAGCAAUCAGUGAACCAUUGUGUUAGAGAUAUAUAUAAUAUUGUAAAUUGGUGAUACUCAAGUAAUGUAUUGACGUUUCAUUUCCUGAUUGUACCACGAGGGUACGUAGAAGAAAAGAACAAUUUCGAAAAUCUCGACUUUUUGCUUCAUUCACUCGAUACUUAACUUUGUAGCAAUUUUAGUUUUAUUAGAUGUACGUACCCCAUCCAAACGCCUCAAAGAAAAUAAAGGAGUAAAUGCUACAACAUCUGAGAAAUUUUUCAGAGAGACAAUUUUAUACAUAUAUACUUAUAAGAUACUCUUAUAAAACUACCUCUAGUGCUUAUCCGCUCUUUGUUUGAUUCAAAGUCUGCAUUUGAUUAUCUUUAUCUUAAAAAUUUCACUUUUUUAUUUUGUUUUUUUAUUCUGAAAAAAAAAAAAAACUGUAAGAUGAUAAGUGUACUUUGGUUUAAUUUGCAUUAAAAACAGAAAUAAUGAACAUCACUACAUGAAGGUGCGCGAUGAAAUCCAGUAACAUGAUAGCUUUAAGUUAUUUUUUGCUGUGUGAAGCAUUUGAGCUUUCUGGUGGACUCGUGUCAUGAAAUAAUCUCAUCUCAUCCUCUCCUGUCUCUUUUUUGUAGCAGCCUAGAGCAAGUGUAUAGUUAUACGAGCGAAUGUUGUGUUAAAUUUGUGUUGUGUGAGUGUUAAGUAAUUAUCAUAAGUCAACAUAGUUCUAUGCAGGAUACCGCAAAUUUCUCGUUUUGAUCAAGAUUCUAGAAACAAUAAAAUUUUACUGCCGACAAACCA
Thrips palmi is the source of this 2380-nucleotide messenger RNA. RefSeq lists its product as uncharacterized. The record is from RefSeq and is a predicted model, not a curated record. The transcript has 3 exons. Bases 126 to 569 code for a protein of 147 amino acids. NCBI's taxonomy places the organism in Eukaryota, Metazoa, Arthropoda, Insecta, Thysanoptera, Thripidae. Gene Ontology annotation, biological process: positive regulation of voltage-gated potassium channel activity; regulation of synaptic transmission, cholinergic; sleep.